UCCACGAUGUCAAGUGCAAGGGUUUUGAAUCCGCCGAAAUUGGCGAAGCACAACGACGGCGAUGGCGAAUUGGAUCCCGACGAGAGAGACGGCGCGGAGGAGCAGCUGGAGGCGAUUGAAAACAUUCAGCGCGAGCUCGAUGCGUUGAACGAUCGCGCCUCGGAGGAGAUAUUGCGCGUCGAGCAGAAAUAUAACGGCUUGCGCAAACCGCAUUUCGCUCAACGGACCGAGGCGAUUUCUAAAGUUCCGGAGUUUUGGUUUACGGCUUUAUUGAAUCAGCCUGUAGUGGUAGAGAGGGUUACAGAGAGGGAUGAGGAGGCUUUACGAUAUUUGAGCAAUAUUGAAGUUCAGGAAUUUGAGGAUAUCAAGAGUGGAUACAGAAUAUCGUUUGAAUUUCAACCAAACCCAUAUUUUGACAAUGACAGAAUUGUCAAGGAAUUUAUAUUGGUGAAUGACAGCGGUGACCCAACAUCAACGUCGACACCAAUUAGAUGGAAGGAUAGCAUGGAUCUAACCGUUAGUCCAGUACCUGUAAAAGGUCAGAAGCGGCUUCAUGAUGCUGGGAAGAGCUUCUUCACUUGGUUUAAUGAAACACAAGAAGACGGAGCAGAUGAGAUUGGCGAGGCAAUCAAAGAUGAACUGUGGACUAAUCCUUUACCUUUCUACUUGAGUGACAAUGUAUUGCCAGAAGAAGGUGAUGAGCAAUAUGAUGACGAAGUGGAGAGCGGAGAAGAAGGAGACAAGCAGGAGAUUGUAGUUGUUGAAGACGACGACGAUGAGGUAUAUGAUGAAGACGAUGGCGGGCAGAGUGGUCGUGAUCCUCCGGCAGAGUUUGAAGAAGAAGAAGGAGACGAACCGGAUGUAUUGGAAGGAGAGGAGUUUGAAGGUGAAGAAGAGGCAGAAGGUGACGAGGAAUUAUUACACGAACAGCGGGAUGGGGCAAACGGUGUUGGAGAGUGGUGAUGUAGAAAAGACGAGGGUAGCAUGUAGGAACUGGCUGUGUAGUAGUGUGUAAUUUUCCGUAGUAUAAUGUGGUCGGGGAUUCAGUGUGACCUGCAUGCUCAAGAUGCAUUUGACUUGUAUUCUAUUGGCUACUUGCCUCGUAGAGAGCGUCUAGUUCUAGAUUUCAACGUGCUGCGCUAUCUUAGCUUCUGCUACAAAUUUUGUUGAUACAGUACAUUUGAACCAAG
Corticium candelabrum is the source of this 1190-nucleotide messenger RNA. Its product is annotated as protein SET-like. The coding region runs from base 7 to 963 and encodes 318 amino acids. The transcript is spliced from 6 exons. Gene Ontology annotation, cellular component: nucleus; chromatin. NCBI's taxonomy places the organism in Eukaryota, Metazoa, Porifera, Homoscleromorpha, Homosclerophorida, Plakinidae. The record is from RefSeq and is a predicted model, not a curated record. Gene Ontology annotation, molecular function: histone binding; chromatin binding. Gene Ontology annotation, biological process: nucleosome assembly.